UUACUACUACAUUGAGACAUCAUCACCAAGACAACCCGGUGAUGUGGCUCGCUUUGUCAGCCAAGAGUUUGCUCCAACAUCAGCGACGGGUUACUGCCUGUCCUUCUGGUACCACAUGCUGGGGAAUGGCGUGGGAGCUCUUCACGUGGUCAUCAAGGAAAAGUCCGGCCCCGAGAUCUACGUCUGGAGCCUGUUUGGCUCGCAGGGUAACCAGUGGCUGCAGGCUAAGGUCCCCGUUUCCAGCAACGAUAUCUGGCAAAUCUCAUUUGAUGGAUCUCGAGGAAGCAACAUUCGUGGAGACAUCUCCAUUGAUGACAUCGUCUUGGACAUGCAACCCCUGCAGCCAUGUACCUUGCAACCAUCUGGUGCCACCCCUGCCCCUCCAACCAUGUCACCUACACAAUCAUCCUUGGCUAUCGACUGUAGCUUUGAGAAUGACACCUGUGGGUGGAGGCAGGCAACAGAUGAUGACUUUGACUGGACACGGCAACAAGGGACAACCGACACCACACAGACUGGACCCAGUGCAGAUCACACAACUGGCAGUGGCUACUAUGUCUUCAUAGAAACCUCCACUCCCCAAGUUCAAGGGGACACAGCACGACUGGUCAGUCCUUAUGUGAGCCCCGGCACUGACAUGUGUCUGAAAUUCUGGUACCACAUGUACGGCACACAUGUGGACACCCUCAACGUGUACAUCCAGACUGGACCAUCAAUGGGCACAGCUGUGUGGACUCGAACGGGAACACAGGGAGACCAGUGGUUGGAGGGGCUGGUGCAGGUUACCACUCGUGGGCAGUACAAUCUGGUGUUUGAGGGUACAAGAGGAGCUUCCUACAGAGGCGACAUUGCUCUUGAUGAUGUUACUUUUCAUCCUGGCGACUGUCCUCAAGUUGUGGUGACCCCUGCCCCCAGCACGGCCCCUACAACCCAGACUUGUGAUUUUGAGAACCAGAACCUGUGUGGCUACACCCAGGAUGGCACAGAUAACUUUGACUGGACAUGGUCAACUGGUGGCACAGGAACAACCAAUACUGGACCAACUAAUGAUCACACCUAUGGCACUGCAGCAGGUCACUACAUGUACACGGAGACCUCCAGUCCUCGUGUUCCCGGGGAUGUGGCUCGCUUGAUCUCCCCUGCGUUCCAAAGCUCAGUCAACUCCUACUGUGCACAGUUCUGGUACCAUCUGUACGGACAGCACAUCGGGGAGCUGAACGUCUACACCAAAAGGCAGGGGAACCUGGGUACAGCCGUGUGGACCAUGACAGGAGAUCAGGGAAAUCAGUGGUACAUAGCAUCUGUCACCCUGGACAGCACAACAGACUUCCAGCUGGUCUUUGAGGGCGUGCGUGGUCAGUCAUACCGCGGCGAUAUCGCCAUCGAUGAUGUCACAGUCAGCAGUGGAGCAUGUGUUGCACCAGGUGACUGCGACUUUGAGAAUGGCCCCUGCACAUGGACCAACACCCAGACUGGUGAUGAGUUUGACUGGAUCGAGGGGACAGGAGCGACGGCCAGCCCCAGCACUGGACCCCCCUCUGACCACACACUGGGAAAUGGCCAAGGUACCUACAUGUACAUCGAGAGCUCCUCCCCUCGCGUGCCUGGAGAUCGUGCUCGGUGGGAAAGCGAGUUGUUCCCCGGCUCCCAGCAGUCGCGCUGCAUGAGUUUCUGGUACCACAUGCGAGGGCCGGACAUCGGUACCCUGACCGUGUAUGUGAACGCUGGAUCAGCAGACCAGACUGUGUGGCAGCUCUCUGGAGACAAGGGGAACCAGUGGCUCAAUGGCAAGGUUGCCGUCAGCAGUGCAACCUCAUAUCAGGUUGUGUUUGAAGCAGUCCGUGGUGCUGAUUACCAGGGUGACAUUGCUAUUGAUGAUCUGUCCUUUACAGACGGCACAUGUGCAAUAAUGCCAGUAGCAGCCACCCCAGGAGGGGGUCCUACAAGUGUACCUGCCUCUACACCAGCCCCAGGACCAUUUAACUGUGACUUUGAGGCAGACCUGUGUGGAUGGAGACAGGCUGAUGAUGACAACUUUGACUGGACCAGACACCAGGGAACCACAGGAUCUAGUGACACUGGGCCUAGUGGUGAUCACACCACUGGAAGUGGCUAUUACAUCUACAUCGAGGCAUCCAAUGUGGCUGCUAACCGUACUGCCCGAGUGAUCAGUCCUCCUGUCACUGCCACUACGGCCAAGUGUGUCCAGUUCUGGUACCACAUGUACGGUCAGCACGUGGACACGCUCAAUGUGUACAUACAGACGGGUCCAUCUCUGGGCAGCGUGGUGUGGGUGCGGACAGGCACACAGGGAGACCAGUGGAACUAUGGACAGAUUGACAUUACAGCAGGAACAUCAUUCAAUAUGGUGUUUGAAGCUAUCCGUGGGUCUGGUUACCGUGGUGAUAUUUCACUGGACGACAUCUCAAUUGUGGACAGCAGCUGCUCACAAGUGGUUGGUCCUACUGCUACGCCUUCCAUCUCCUGUAACUUUGAAAGCUCGGACAUCUGUGGCUACCAACAGCUGGCCAUUGACGUCUUUGACUGGACCUGGGCCACUGGUAACACUGGAACCACUAACACUGGACCUGAUGAUGAUCACACACUGGGAACAGGUUUUGGUCACUACAUGUACAUUGAGACCUCCAGUCCUCGGAGCCCUGGAGACGCAGCUUUACUCGCUUCUCCGGAAUUUGAUGCAACCAAUCAGCAGCACUGUCUGCAGUUCUACCAUCACAUGUACGGACAGGACAUCGGCAUGCUGAAUGUGUUUAUCCAGAUGGGCAGCACCCUAGGUGCCGCUGUAUGGACACUGUCAGGUGACCAGGGCAACAUGUGGAGCCCCGCAGAGGUCACCUUCACAGCUAACAAUCCUUUCAAGGUUGUGUUUGAGGGUGUGAGAGGACAGAACUUCCGAGGAGACAUCGCCAUUGAUGACGUCACAUGGCGUGAUGGCGUCUGCUCUUCUACAGGGUCGGAUCCAGGGGACUGUGACUUUGAGUACGGCUCCUGUACCUGGAGCAACACUCAGACUGGAGAUGACUUUGACUGGACCGAAGGUCAAGGGUCAACUGGCACGUCGGGUACAGGACCUACUGCUGACCACACUACCCAGAAUGAUCAGGGCACCUACAUGUUCACGGAGACGUCCAGCCCCCGCCAGCCGGGUGACCGUGCCCGCUGGGUCAGUCAGCAGUUCCAGGCCGGCAGCCACUGUCUGGACUUCUGGUACCACAUGAGCGGGGCAGACACAGGAACACUGCGUGUGAUUGUUCAGGAGCUGGGCGGUACAGAGACCACAGUGUGGCAGCUGUCAGGAGACAAGAGUACCCAGUGGCUCAAUGGCAAAGUUGGAAUCACAGGUGGCAACAGACACAGGGUUAUCAUCGAGGGAGUGCGUGGGAAUGGCUUCCGUGGUGACAUCUCCAUAGAUGACCUUGACUUCCUUACAAGCGCCUGCACCAUCCAACCAGCAGACGCUGUUCCAUCAGCUACAACCCCGGCUGUUCCAACAAUGACUACCUCCCCAGCCGUUACUGGGCCAACACCAGGUCCAGGUGCUUUUGACUGUGACUUUGAGACAGACAUCUGUGGCUGGACCCAGGCUGGGGAUGAUGACUUUGACUGGACCAGGAACCUUGGGACAACUGGCAGCACUCAGACUGGCCCCUCCUCAGACCACACCACUGGGAGUGGAUACUACAUCUACAUCGAGACAUCUGGCCAAUCACUGAACCAGACGGCCCGAGUCCUGAGCCCUCAGCUGCCCGGCUCUGGCCAGCGCUGCCUCACAUUCUACUACCACAUGUACGGACAGCACGUCAACAUGCUGAACGUGUACUUCAUGAGGAGAGGCCAGCUGGGACAACCCGUGUGGACCAAGCAGGGCACGCAGGGCGACCAGUGGUGGGCGGGGCAAGUCAACCUGCCAAUCAACCCAGGGGAUGUGGUGGACCAGGUGGCAUUUGAAGGGGUGCGAGGAACCAGCUUCAGGGGAGACAUUGCACUGGAUGACAUUCAGCUGACACAAGGGUCAUGCAGUCCAAUAGUAGUGAACCCCAGUGCAUCCCCCUUGCCUCCCACUGCGGAUACCUGCACGUUUGAUGAUCCAGCCAUCUGUGGCUACACACAGGACACCAACGAUGACUUUGACUGGACACGACUGAGUGGCAACACUCCUACCUCCAAUAGUGGCCCUUCUAAUGACCACACCCUUGGUACUGCAGCUGGCUACUACAUGUACACCGAGAUGUCCAGCCCGCGGGUUCCUGGCGAUGUUGCCCGCCUGUUCUCGCCCACAUACGCAGCCAGCAGUGCGCGCUGUGUGGAGUUCUACUAUCACAUGUUCGGAGGGGACAUUGGCACACUAAAGCUGGAUCUACUGGUGGCAGGACAGACAGUUCCGCUGUGGAGUCUAUCAUACGACCAAGGGGACCAAUGGGUGAUCAACCAGGUCACUAUAAACCCCACAGACUCUUAUCAGCUCGUGUUUGAGGCCAUCAGAGGAGCCAGCUACCGGGGAGACAUUGCGAUUGAUGAUGUCACCAUUAGAGAUGGAAGCUGUGGAGGGGGAGGAAACUGUGACUUUGAGAAUGGUUUAUGUACCUGGACAAAUGAGCUCAACGAUGAUGAGUUUGACUGGAUCCAGGGAACUGGGGACACACCUACCCAGAACACUGGUCCUUCUACUGACCACACCACUGGCACUGGACAGGGUACGUACCUGUUCCUGGAGACUUCCAGUCCCCGUCAGCCUGAUGACAGAGCUAAGUUGGUCAGUGAAGUCUUCCCUGCCACCAGCAGCAAUGGGCAAUGUCUCAGGUUCUGGUACCACAUGUAUGGCAGCAGCAUUGGUAGACUAACUGUGUGGGUCACAGUUGGAGGCAACAGCCGUUCUAUCUGGGAGCUGUCUGGAGACCAGGGCAACAGCUGGAACAGCGGGCAGGUCAACAUCAGGAGUAGUGACAGCUACAGGGUUAUUUUUGAGGGUGUUCGUGGCAACUCCUUCCGAGGAGACAUCUCCCUUGAUGACAUAACCUUCAGCACAGGACCAUGUGGUGUGAUGCCCCCAGAGGCACGACCACAAGGUCCAACCACACAAAACCCAGUAGGACCUACAACAACUACAACUCCUGGACCAUCGCAAGCCCCCAGUGCCUGGGACUGUACGUUUGAGUCAGGACUAUGUCAGUACCAGCAGGCCACUGAUGAUGAGUUUGACUGGACCAGGCAGACUGGCACCACUGGUACAGGAGCCACAGGGCCCUCUACAGACCACACACUCGGUGUUGUUUGCGAGAGCCGCUCCACUCCAAACCGUUACCUGUACGUAUGGGACCUUCCCCAGCUCACACGCUCACGGUUCUACUUCUCGGCAAUGGCAAACAACGACGUCCACAUCGCACUGUCCGCUCAGAACCAAGAUCUGGACGACAUGUAUGAGAUUGUGAUUGGAGGAUGGGGGAACUCACAGUCGGUCAUUAGAAGAGCUAAACAGGGUGCAAACCAAGCUACUGCAGCAACCCCAGGAAUAUUGUCAGCAACUGAAUUUAGAAAAUUCUGGAUCACCUACCUUUCCGAUGGCACGAUCCAAGUUGGACGCUAUGGAGAACAAGUCCCCUUCAUGGAGUGGACUGAUCCUAAUAAGCUAGACAUCAAUUUUGUGGGCUAUUCCUCUGGCUUUGGUGCAGCUGCGCAAUGGAAGUUCUGUGACCUUGCUGACGGAUACUACUUGUUUAUCGAGACAUCCGACCCUCGUCAGGCUGACGACAGAGCCCGGAUAGAGAGUGCAACCCACCCGCCUACUGUCAACCAGGGCAAGUGCCUGACCUUCUACUACCACAUGUACGGAACCCACGUCAACACCCUGAACCUCUACCUGAAGAGUAAUGGGAUCCUGGGUCUUCCCAUCUGGACUAGAUCGGGCACUUUGGGUGAUGAGUGGAGACGGGCUCAUGUGUCCAUUGUCAAGGACAGCAACUUCCAGAUAACAUUUGAAGGGAUACGUGGCACAAGCUUCCGUGGAGACAUUGCGAUUGAUGACAUCAUGCUUGCAGAUGGACCUUGCACAUAUGUUGGUGAGCAUGUGUGUGACUUUGAGGAUGCUAACCUGUGCGGAUACACCCAGGACAGUAGUGAUGUCUUUGACUGGACUCAACAGAGCAGCGUAACCGGAACCACCAACACUGGUCCGACAACUGACCAUACAUAUGGCACUGCAAUAGGUAAAUACAUGUACAUUGAGACGUCCUCUCCCCGACAACCGGGCGACAUUGCCCGCCUGAUCUCGCCCUCCUACCCCGCUACGACCGGCCAGUGCGUGAAGUUCUGGUACCACAUGUACGGAGCCAACAUCGGCAUGCUCAGGGUUUACAUGAGGUCACUGAACGUCCAGGGGAACCCGCUCUGGACCAAGUCAGGUGACCAGGGAGACCACUGGUUGGCUGGCCAAGUCACCAUCAUAUCCACAUCAUCAUUCCAGGUUGUAUUUGAAGGAGAACGAGGAACAGGCUUCAGGGGAGACAUUGCCAUAGAUGAUGUGCAGAUCACAGAUGGAGCUUGUCCAAAUCCCGGUGAUUGUGACUUUGAGGAUGGCAGGUGCACAUGGAGCAAUGUGAACGUUGUGGAUGACUUUGACUGGCUCCUUGGGAAGGGCGACACAAGCAGCCAGUUCACCGGGCCGAGUGUGGAUCACACCCUGGGCACAGAUCAAGGUCAAUAUAUGUUCAUCGAGGCGUCCAACCCACGUGUGCCAGGCGAGACGGCCAUGCUUACCAGUGAGACCUUCCUUGGAAGAACUGCCUGUAUUCACUUUUGGUACCACAUGAAGGGGACUGGAAUCGGAACCCUGAAGGUGUUGGUGCAUAAGGAAAGAGAUAAUACAUACUCCCAAGUGUGGAGUCUCACGGGUGCACAGGGAGACCAGUGGUUUGCUGGGCAGGCACCUGUUUCCCAUGAUCAUGACUACAAGGUGGUUUUUGAAGCUGUAGUAGGAACUGAUCACCUGGGAGACAUUGCCAUUGAUGACAUCUACUUCACCACAUCAACCUGCUCAGUGAGUCCUAUAGCUGCAGUUCCAGGGUCCUCAGCACUGACAACCAUGAUGCCUACAACCAUUCCUCAUUUCCCAACAUCAUCAUUUGCAACAUCUCAGUAUGACUGUAACUUCGAACAGGACCUGUGCAGCUGGCAGCAGUAUACGAGUGAUGAGUUUGACUGGACCCGGGCUCAGGGCCCCACUGGCUCCACACAGACUGGCCCAACUGUAGACCACACUCUGGGAACAGACCAAGGCUGGUACAUCUACAUCGAGACAUCGUCACCUCAGGUUGUUAAUGACACCGCUGUCCUUCUGAGUGCAAACAUCCCAGCUGCCCAGGACAAGUGCCUGCAGUUCUGGUACCACAUGUACGGUGCACACGUGGACGUUCUGAACGUUCGAAUGUACAACAAUCUAGGCUUGACUUCUCCGAUUUGGACCAAGCAGGGUACUCAGGGAGACUCAUGGCACAUGGCAGAUGUUUCUGUGUAUGGUCUGUCUACUCAGUACCAGAUUGCUUUUGAGGCACGCCGAGGUACAAGUUAUCGAGGUGACAUUGGUUUGGAUGACAUCAGAGUGACUGAUGGAGCCUGUGCUGCUCCUGCCUUGACCCAGCCAUGUGACUUUGAGCUGCCAGACAUCUGUGGCUUCACACAAGAUACGACAGAUGACUUUGACUGGACCCAAGACAAUGGAGCAACCGGUUCCUCCAACACUGGUCCUACCACUGACCAUUCCACUGGAACUGAUGCAGGGAAGUACAUGUACAUUGAGACAUCGGCACCCCAGCAGCCAGGCGAUAUUGCUCGUCUUAUCAGCCCACCACUUCCCGGUGACUCCACCAGCUGUCUCCAGUUCUACUACCACAUGUACGGGUCAAGCAUCGGCACACUGAACGUUUACGCAAAGGAUGAUGGGAGUACUAAUCUAGGUGGGGCAAUUUGGAGCAGGUCAGCUGACCAGGGCAACCAAUGGGUGAUCGGAUAUGUCACAGUGCCAAGAAGAAGCCAGUCUAUGCAGGUUGUGUUUGAAGGUAUCCGUGGCAACGGUUUCCGUGGAGACAUCGCCAUUGAUGACGUCCAGUUGACACCAGGGGCAUGCCCUCUUCCUGGAGACUGUGAUUUUGAGAACGGACUGUGCGGCUGGACCAACCCUCAGGUUGGAGAUGAGUUUGACUGGACCAUUGGACAGGGAGAGACCGGUAGCACAUCCACUGGGCCAUCUCAGGACACCACUCUCGGCACUGCUGCUGGUCAUUACGUGUUCCUGGAGUCGUCCUCUCCACGUGUGCCUGGUGACCGCUGCUGGCUGCAAAGUGAGCUGUUCCAACCUACCAGCAGUGGUGGAAGGUGCCUGCAGUUCUCCUAUCACAUGUACGGAAGCUCCGUUGGUACACUCAGUGUCCUCAUUGUUGACUAUGACAAUGGGAAUUCCACCAGGACCGUGUGGUCACUAAGCAGUGACCAGGGAGACCAGUGGCUGUUUGCACAGACCCCCAUCAUCCACACAUCUGGAAUGUACUAUGUAAGACUUGAGGGUCAGAGAGGUCUCAGUUACAGAGGGGACAUUGCUGUUGAUGAUAUCCUUUUCUCAAGUGGAUCAUGUACAGUCCAACCUGUGGCAGCAACACCGUCCACUCCAGUGGUCACUACGACCACAACUACAACAGUCACCACUACCCUGUCUCCAGCAUCCAUCCUGAAUGAGUGCACCUUUGAGACAGACCUUUGUCAGUACCAGCAGGCCCAGGAUGAUGAUAUUGACUGGAUACGAGGACAGGGCCCAACCGGGUCCACCGACACAGGGCCUACAAGCGAUCACACAUUGGGCACAGGUACACGUCUUCUUGUCACAGUUUUCUUUUCACCUUUGUAUGGCUUAAAGAGUGAUUUUUAA
Molecule: messenger RNA, 8935 nt
Organism: Branchiostoma belcheri (Belcher's lancelet)
Lineage: Eukaryota; Metazoa; Chordata; Leptocardii; Amphioxiformes; Branchiostomatidae
Product: MAM and LDL-receptor class A domain-containing protein 2-like
Exons: 59
Coding region: 116-8935 (2939 amino acids)
Cellular component (GO): membrane
Source: RefSeq, a predicted model, not a curated record